Mizuhopecten yessoensis (Yesso scallop) is the source of this 2655-nucleotide messenger RNA. Its product is annotated as biogenesis of lysosome-related organelles complex 1 subunit 2-like. Bases 16 to 468 code for a protein of 150 amino acids. Gene Ontology annotation, biological process: endosomal transport; lysosome localization. NCBI's taxonomy places the organism in Eukaryota, Metazoa, Mollusca, Bivalvia, Pectinida, Pectinidae. Gene Ontology annotation, cellular component: BLOC-1 complex; gamma-tubulin complex; BORC complex. Gene Ontology annotation, molecular function: gamma-tubulin binding. The transcript has 5 exons. The record is from RefSeq and is a predicted model, not a curated record.
UUAAAGAAAUCAAUCAUGGCUGAAAGAGGUGGUGGUAGCGGUGUUGGUGAUGGCAGAGAUGGACGUAAAUUAAAUGAUGCUAAUAGCAGUGACCAGGAACCAGUGGUAGAGACAGCUUCCGAGGCAAAGGAACCUCCACCCCCAGAUGUUGUUCACCUUUGUAGGGAGACAUUCCAGAAAACAGCAGAAUACUUGCGUGGAGAAAUGGAAGGAACAAUUGAAGAUUACAAAUUGCUGGAGAACAUGAACAAAAUUACAAUUGCCAAGUAUUCAGAAAUGAAGCAGUUAGCACAAGACAUAAGUACAUCACUUCAAGACCUGAAUGACAAAUAUAAAACCCUCCAACCUUAUUUAGAGCAAAUUGAUCAUAUUGAAGAAAAUGUUAGUAAUUUGGAGCAAGCAGCAUACAAACUUGAUGUAUACUCAAAGAGAUUAGAAGCCAAAUUCCGGGCCUUGGAGAAAAGAUGAUUGGGAACCACACAUUUAUGCGGUUAUCAUAUUUAGAACCACUCGACAGAUCAUUUGGAGGAGCGCUGUAAUGGAAUUCAAUGUAAAAUGAAUUGCUAAUAGUUUUAAUGUUUGUGGACCCAGCGAAAAAGUUCACGAUACAGUCCGAUUAAGUAUCAUGUCCUAUCAGACAUAAGGUACAAAACAAACAAAAAACACAAACUCAAAGUUGUAUCAUGAAUCCAAAAUUGGAGGUCUCUGAUUAGUGACCAAAUAAAUCCCAUACUCUACAAGCACUUGCACAUUAAGUCUCUGAAAAAUGGUGCUACAUUCGUUUUAAAAACUAACAGCCCUACUGAGAGUUGGGUGAAGUGAUAUUCUAAUGUUUUAUGAUGUAUAUCUCAAAUGUGCAUGUGUUUUGUAUGAUGGCCUGGUCCUACUCAUCAUCCAUAGUGAUUUAUAUAGUAUAAGUGUAUGAAUGGUUUACAAUAUGUGAGAAAGGUUUUCCUAAUUUAAAGAACAAAAUGGCAUCAAAUUAGACAACAUUAUUAAAAAAGGUGUCAUCCAGCUGGCAUAUGUCCAUUUCUAUGUAUGUUGGACUCAGUGAAAUGUAACCUGCUGAAUUGACAUUGAGUAGGUUACCUAGACUGGCCCAUCUCUAGAAUAGUAUAGGUAUUAAAUUAUUCAAAAAAAAGAUUAACUCUAAUAAUGAUGAUCACUUUAGCUUAUCUCCCCCUAGUUAUACACUAGGGGGAGAUAAGCUAGGAGUAAAAUGUAGUUGAGAAAUUUUUCAUAAAAACUUAGGGGCUGGUAGCCAGUCUAUAUGUUACCUAACCCUUAGCAUUGUUAGAAAAUCAACAACAGAAAUUAUGUUAUGUCAGCAGUAGAAAAUAAUUUGUGAGUUAAUUAUUUGUAAUUGAAAUAAGUGUUGCUAUGGUUCAUGGGGUGAUUAAUUUUUCUCAAGACAAUUUUAAUAUGGACAGCUUUGCUACAUUUUGAGUUAAUCAUGAAAUGCGGGAGUUGGUGAGUGAUCAGUUUGUACCUCCAAUUUUUUGUCAGCGCUCCUUACUUUUGGUUUUCAAUUUCACAUGGCUUAUUAACCUUGUCUCAUUUUUCGAUCUAGUAUCGCUAGAUCAAAACGACUUUUUGGGAGCCUUUAGAUAUCUUUCAGAGUUAGAAUGGAAAAAAACUCUGACAUGUGGUCUUACUUUAUUUAUUGGCAUCAUUGAAAAAGCCAUUCACAGCAAAACAAUUCCUUAUAGAGACACUCGAAAAUGCCCCAACUGGUUUCAAAAAACCCAUUACCAAAAGUACCUGAACAGAAAGCCAUUUGACUUGUAUGACUAAACUUGGACAAAAGCAUUGGUUUUGGAAAACUUGAAAGCUGCUAUUAAUCACCCUCUUAACCAUAGCAAUAUCCAAUCCUUUAAUGGGCCAUUUUUGCUUCACAUUCCAAUACAUGUAUAACAUUCGACACAAGAAAUCAGAAUUCUUGUAAAAUAUUAUUUGUUUUGUUGUUUUCAUUUAAAAUAUUGCAGGAAAAUAGAUGUGGUUAUUGUCUUAAAAUAAAAUUAAUUGGGCCAAGAUUGAAAGACAUCCUUUUUUGGUGUUUACUUAUCAUAAAACUUUUGAAAAACCAUACCUACUUUCUCGACAUAUUUACAAUGUGUAAUACAUGUACUGUACUUCAGAAAGAAUGAGUGUGUUAUGUUAAAAGUAUCCAUACAUUAUAACAAUUGUAUACGGUUGACUUUGUUCAUGUUCUUUCAUGGUAUGUACUUUCAUAUUCAUAAAGAUGUAUUUUACUUUUUCAUAGUUUUCAUAAAUAGAAAUUUCCUGCUAUUUUCUCCUGCAAAUUUUCCAUCUAGAUCCUGUAUGAAUAUCGUAUUUCAUUGUUUGAUCCUAGAAUUUGCCUGUCUUUAAACUGUUCGGGGAUAGAAAAAGUAGAAGCUUGUCAUUCAUCUGUCUCAAAUCCUGCAGUUCUUUUUAAUUUUUUAUUAAGGUUUGUUAAUCUGAUAUUUUUUUUAGAUAGGUAAUAGUUUAUCGAUGACAUCAUUGCAUUAUCUGAGCUGUAUUAUGAAAACAAGCCAAAUACGGUCAUAGAUAUAUAAUUGUUUAAAAACCAAGAAAAGUGCAAUAUAAAAUGUAAUUUGAUUGUUAUAUGAUAAAUGUGCUUUGUAAUUUAUUGAUUAAAAGGUAUCAAAAUUA